UCAUCGCCGUGGGAUUGGAGUGCGUUUCAAGUUUAACACCGCACACUUUACUUACUAAUUUGAAGCCAAAAUGUUUAACAUUGACUUACUGUCAGACCGUGUCGCUAAGGCGAGUCUGCAGAGGCGUCGUAACAAAGAGACUGAAAGACGAGAGAGGAUUUUUAACGACAAAGAGAGGACUAUAGGGGUUGACAAGGAAGCAUUAAACAUGCAAAUGAAAGAAAGGGAGAAAAGAGAAAGGGCUGAAAAAGAGGAACAAAAAGCUUAUGAUGCUGAUAUGCUCCAUAACAGCAAAGUAGCUUGCCUCCUCCACAACAGACAAGAGAAGGAGAAGCGUGUAAUGGAAAAGGCCAUUGUAAACUUCCGGCAUCAGUACCAGCAGCCUUGGACUCAGCGGGAGUUUGACCUGAACGAUCCAGACCGCUGUAGGAAAACAGACCCAGGUGAAGCACAGAUGAUCCUUCCUGGCCUGGUGGGCGAGGACCCGGGCAGUGAGAGCAGGCGGCAGAGACAGAGGGAGCAGCUCAGAGAGUGGCUCGUCCAGCAGCAGAGCGAGAGAGCAGCAGAAAGGCAACAACAAAAGCUGGAGGAGGAGCAAUAUGACCAAAGCAGAGAAGACAUGGACAGCAAAGCUCUGCAGCUUCAGAGUAUUGAGAUGGAGAGGAGAAAAGCAGCAACUAUAGCCACUAAAGAGUACAAUCUGGCCAAGAUUGAAGAGAAGCGUCGUCAGGAAGGAGAACAGAUGACAAGUGCAGAUGUCGAGCCCACCCUGGGCAUGGUGGGAGUGCCCGGUCUUUGUCCCAGCAGUGAUAGGAGAACCCCUCCGGAGAGUCUGCAGCAGGUCGUCCAGUUCCAGAAACAUCAGAUAGAGGAGAGAAAGAGGAUAGAACUAGAGAAAAAGCAAGAAGAGGAGCAAUAUGAUCGCGUCCGCCUGGCCUCAGCUCGCACAGCUCUGCUGAUAGAGCGGCAGCAGGCGAGACUGAACAAGCAGCUGAGACGACACCUGGACAGCACCAACAUCAAGCUGGCCGAGACACACAAACAGCAGAAGCCCGACAUUGAGAGAGGAGGCAUCGACAACAGCUUCUUCUCCAAAUUCAACACCUGCAGCAGAUGAUGGAUGGAUGGACGACUGGCUCAUUACAGUGGAUAAUUAUAGAUAAUGGUGCUACACGAGAAGAACGCUGAA
Molecule: messenger RNA, 1189 nt
Organism: Epinephelus lanceolatus (giant grouper)
Lineage: Eukaryota; Metazoa; Chordata; Actinopteri; Perciformes; Serranidae
Gene: ribc2
Product: RIB43A domain with coiled-coils 2
Source: RefSeq, a predicted model, not a curated record